ACGGGGGAGCCAGAGGAGGGCUGAAUUCUGCAGCUUGUGCUUUUGAUAGAAUGAGGGAGUGGAGGGUGAUUUGGGGAGUGAGCGAGUGCAUGACAUUCUUAGUGCAUCUGGGCAAAAUAAGCAGUCAGCGAGUGAGCAGAAAGAGAACAGAAAGAGGAAGGAGAUCAGUGAAAGAGAGCACAGGAAAGAACGACAGAAUUUAUUAUUGGAGUAAAAAAAAACGGGAAGGAAAGGAAAGGAAAGAAAAGCAAGUAAGAGGCAGAGGAAAAUGAAGAGAGAGCAUCCAACCAGGAUCGUAGUCUUGGCUUGCUGUGAAGUGUCGGGAAGGAUGGAGGGAGGAAUGGAAGGAAGGUGGAUGAGAUUAAGCAACGGAGAACGAGAAACCAAACCGUAACGGCAAGAGUGACGACCGACUGUGGAAAAGAAGCAGCAAAACUAGGAAGAGAGACAACAAUUAAUCAUAUCUUGGACCUGCAAACGCAAGAAUCGCUCGCUAGCGUCCCCAGAAGUGGGCACAGAAGCGUGUGAAUGUGGGAGAAUCAGGUGGUGUGGUGGGACAGCUAGGAUCCCUUCUGGAUGAGUGACACUCUCACACACACCCUCCCACACACAAACACGAGUUCCCUCAUGGAGGAUCCAAUGCAGCUGCGAGAUCCAAGCGCUUCUGAGGAUAAGAAGAUGGAUCCUGUUCAGAAGGCAGUGAUCAACCACACCUUUGGAGUCCCACUGUUGAAGACCAAACGGCCAAUCAUUUCCUGUAAUGUCUGCCAGAUCCGUUUUAACUCGGAGAGUCAGGCAGAAGCCCAUUACAAGGGGAACCGUCAUGCUAGGAGAGUCAAAGGCAUUGAGACCUCCAAGAGCCGCCCACAAGAGAGUGACAAACCUCCUCCCGGGCCUGUCUCAUCCCCCUCACCAACGGGACCCUUACCGGCAAUCUCAGAUACUGACCCCAGCAAAACAGAUGAGACGUGGCCAGUGCCACAGUUAAAUGGACCCGCGGUGGCCCCAGGGUCCGCGGCCAUUUCUGCUCCCCCUACCCCAGAAUCCCCCGGUCCUUCCACCUGUCCUCUUCUGCCCACCCCCACUACCCCUCAACUACCUCCAGCCACCUCCUCAUCUCCCGGCUGUGGCUCUUCUAACCCAGAGCAGGCUGGCACCGGGGCCCCUGGGGCGCCAUCAGUCACCCCAAGCAACCCUGAGACCGAAGAGGACAAAGCCAAGAAGCUGCUUUACUGCUCACUGUGCAAAGUGGCCGUCAAUUCACUCUCCCAGUUGGAGGCCCACAAUAAAGGCACUAAACACAAAACCAUUCUGGAAGCCCGCAGCGGACUGGGCCCCAUUAAGGCAUACCCUCGUUUGGGUCCGAAGCCCAGCGGGGAGCAGGAAGGCGGGGCCACAGACCCCAAUACUCAGGAACGCACCUUCCACUGUGAGAUCUGCAACGUGCGGGUCAACUCAGAACUGCAGCUCAAACAGCACAUAUCAAGUCGAAGGCACCGGGACGGAGUGGCAGGAAAGCCAAACCCCCUCCUGAGCCGACACAAGAAGCACAGGGGAGCUGACCUUGCGGAUCUCACCAAAGCAUUAGGCGCCGGCCUCCUGCCGAGUCCUCUGGCCGUUGCUGCGGCAAUGGCAGCGGCGGCCUCCUCCAAUCCGCUCGCUCUUCGCGCAGCAUCCUCCGCCCCCCAUCCGCAUCAUCACCUCCUUCAGGGUCCGCCCCUCAGCCACGCCAUCUUGAGACCAGCUCCGGGGCCCAUACGCACCUCACACGGGCCGAUCCUGUUCUCGCCAUACUGACUCCGCCCUCACCCGCCCUUAGCCAAUCACAGCCAGUCCGGAGCCUCACCUCCAAAAGCACACUGUGAAGACGAAAAAAUAGUGAAACACCACAGCAAUGAGAAGAAUCGGCCCAUCAACAACAACGUCAAUCAUCAAACCAAGCAGAAGGGGGCACAGCCACGAAGGAGGGUGCGACUGGCAUUCCAACCCUCUUUCCAUCACCCUUAACCGCCUCCUUCAUCUCCGUUUGUUCAGAUCAAGUGAUUUAUUCGUUGGUGGAUGAAUGAACGAAUGCAGGGAUUGUUGGAAUAGAGCAAUAUCGUAUGCAGAGUCCAUCUGACAUCCUUGUUCCUUCCCUCUAUUUAUACUCAUACUGUGAGGUAGCAGCAGUCACAUGGUAGCCAUACAUGCUGGAAUCAGUUUCUAGACACCCCAAAACACACAAAGACUACAGUUAAAUGUUGUUCGGAAUAAAUGCACCCUCAACCCUAUGCACCUUGAGAAACCUACAGAAACCAUCAGUACGCUUCUCGUAGCAUUCGCUGUAUUCAACUUGUCCUGUCUGGCUUUGGCAUCUUUGCAAGAGGAAAACGCCCCAAUCUCCGUCGCAGUUCCACCACGUCAAGACUCCGAGCAGGGGAUUGUGGGGAAGGUCUUUCCCAAUUCUGGCUUGAAUUGAGAAGCUUAUCAUGGCGCCCGACUUCAUACAGUCGCAUCUCGCUAGGGAAACAGAGGGAUUCAGAAGAGACACUCGAGAUUUCUUUUGUGUCGCUUUUGCAUCCGUUUGCACUAGGAGCGGUUGACUGAAAAACCCCAGACCCCUGUCUUAGAUCUUAGAAAAUCAGUAGACGUCUAUUUAUUCUAUUGUGUAGCGUAGUUUAGUUCAGAACAUCCAAGCUGGUUGACUUUAGAAAUAUUCCGAAGUGAAUUAUGUACGUAGAUAAGAUGGAUGGGUACUUUGAUUCUCAGAGAAAGGCAACAAACCUAAGCACACACUUGGACUUACAGUACAUACAGGCUCCUCUGUUCAUUCUGUCUCUGUAUGUUCAGUGGACAUUAUGCAACCCCAAGCAAUACGGCCCCCCUUCUAUCCGACUUCCGCGUUCAGUCUCACGAGACAGCCUGCAUCCCGCAAGGACUGACAUAACAGGACAGCCACUCCAGCGGAUGCCCAUGAGAAAAAUUAACAGAGAGAAGAUGCAGAGGAGGUCACAGAGGACCCGACUGUGCAAUCUCCCCUUUUUUUGGUAUGAACUUCCUGUCUUGAAUCUAAAGCCAUGCAAUGCAUAUUAUUUUUGUUCUUUUAUCAUGAUCAAUGAAUUGUUUUGAUGUUGUUGUUUUUUUGGUUCAUUUUCAUAGCACACUGAUACGUUGAAACAGGAAUAUUUUUCUAUGGAAGACUGAAAACCUGCACUCGGGUGGGAUCUACAUGUAGAAAUCGUGUUUGGAGGAAGUAAAGUAACAUAAGCAUAAACAUCAAACUAGGGCCUGUCGUGUUGGUGGAGAUACGCGACAGUUCACUGAUAAGCAAAGUGCGACAAUGUCUUACUGUUGUUUAGAUAUUGCAAUGCAAUAAGCAAUUGUCAUUUGUUGUAGAAGAGAAUUUAUAAAUGGUACGGCUGCUAAAAGGCCUCCACGUUCUUCCACAGAGAUAAACUAGCCUUUUUAGGACAAAAGCUGGGCGUUUAAAGCAAGAAAGGGGCACCCACAGGGACGGGCCCUUCAUAUUAAAGGGUCUUUUCUCAUCUCUGAGUGGGGGACAGGGUAUAUCUGAACGCAAACAAUGUGUAGUCAGCCAUAGCCUAUGCGUAUGUAGCUUAGUUCACUUUUUUGUUUGUUCGUGGCAUUGUUUGCGUUGUGUGGGAAACGUCAUGAUAAUGCCAUUACGUCAUGCUAAUUGCGGUUAGCGUCCACCAUUGUGCUUUGAUGGAACGUUACCUCCAUUUCUCAUUAGUUACUGAGGCACUAUUAUGGGUGCUGUAGUUUCACGUCGGUGUGUAUCGUGUAGUGUUUGUUGUGUGCGUACGGAUAGAAUCCGGUUCUGGGAAACCUGACAGAAUCUGGUUUAAGGGAUAGUUCACCGAAAAAUUAAACUUUUGUUGUCAUUUACUCACCCUCAUGUCGUUUCAGACCUUUUUCAACAGGACAAAGGAGGAGAUAUUUAUGAAAAAUUACAGUAAAAUGACAGUUUUUUAGUGACCAGGGUAUCGAGCUCCAAAAAAAGCACCACAGUGUCAAAAAGAUCUUUGACUCUUGUGUGAAUUCUUUUGAAGAAAUAAUUAUUUAAAUCAUACUUGCAAACUCGCCGUUCUGACAUUGAAAUUCACAUCAUUAGUGCAAAUUAUUUUUGGUGAGAAGCGCCACCUACUGUCAGAGUGUGAAUUUGCAUUUUUAUUCAGCCCAUCUGCUGUUUUUUUUCGUAAUCAACUUUUGUCAUCAUCGUUCAAUGUCAUAUCAUAUCAUUUAAACUAUGACAUUUUUUUACAGUCACUUUACAGGAUGUUUAGGAUGUUACCAAAGCAAUA
Sinocyclocheilus anshuiensis is the source of this 4304-nucleotide messenger RNA. RefSeq names its product zinc finger protein 385A-like. The transcript is spliced from 7 exons. The record is from RefSeq and is a predicted model, not a curated record. Lineage: Eukaryota; Metazoa; Chordata; Actinopteri; Cypriniformes; Cyprinidae. Gene Ontology annotation, cellular component: nucleus. Bases 577 to 1797 code for a protein of 406 amino acids. Gene Ontology annotation, molecular function: zinc ion binding; nucleic acid binding.